AUGAGACUCCUGAAUGUGACCACCCAAGAGGUGGAGGAGUUUCAUGAGGCUGAUAUUCCGCCAUAUGCAAUCUUGUCUCACACCUGGGGCACCGAAGAGCUCACGCGCCAAGAGGUGGAAAGCAUUGCACAGCACCGGACAUCGCAGCAGAAACAGCAGUCGGCGACGCAGCUCAAAGCGGGCUACGCCAAGAUGGCUUUUGCCUGCAGCCAGGCCGCAAAGGACGGCUAUCGCUACGUGUGGAUCGACUCGUGCUGCAUCGACAAGAAGAGCAGCGCUGAGAUCUCUGAAGCCGUUAAUUCCAUGUUCAACUGGUACCAGCGGGCCGCUGUGUGCUACGCCUACCUCGACGAUGUGCAUUUCGACGACUACACGCAAGGCUACCGGACCUGGAAAGACGAUUUCAUCAGCAGUCGUUGGUUCACCCGCGGCUGGACGCUGCCAGAGCUGCUGGCUCCCCGCAAAGUCGUCUUCUUCGCCAAAGGGUGGAGGCUUCUCGGAACGAAAUCCUCACUCGUCAAGACCAUCGAAAAGAUCACCGGGAUAGACGAGCUGACCCUCCUCGAGCCGCGGCUGAUCCACAACGCCAGUGUUGCCCAGCGCAUGUCGUGGGCCGCGAACCGAACCACAACCCGGCCCGAAGACGCCGCGUACUCUCUCAUGGGCCUAUUCAACGUCAACAUGCCCAUCAUCUACGGCGAAGGCGAAAACGCCUUUCUCCGGCUCCAAGAAGAGAUCAUCAAACGCUCCGACGACCACUCCAUCUUCGCCUGGGGCACGCUCGGCCGGGGGGACAAUCCCCACCCAACCCACCCCCACCCCGACCACCACCUAGACGCCUCCGACCUCGACUACGACACGCUAACCGGCAGUGUAGGCAUUCUCGCCCGCUCCCCCAAGGAUUUCGCCGGCAUGCAACAUGUCGUAGUUUGCACCGCACCCCCGGAGAAGCACCCAACCUCCGACUACGCCCUGACCAACAAGGGCCUGCACAUCAAACUGCCCCUGGUGCGGGUGCACUUUGGCCAUGCCACGACAAGCCAGAGGCAUUACCUAGGCGUGCUCGACUGCUGCACUGAAACGGCGCCGGAUACGCGCCUCGGGGUGCUCCUGGCCGAAAGCAUCAGCGGGGUGCCGAAUAAUAAUGUGUACCUCCGCACGCGCACGCGCAUGCCCACUGUUGUGUCGGCGGCUGACUUGGCGACGCUGGCUAAGCCGAGGUUGAUUUACAUCCCCAACCGCCUCGGGACCGGCACUUCGCCUGCCGCCGGCGGCGGUAUUGGCGGGAACGUGAUGACGGCGACGGCGGGCGAGGAGGAGAUAAUCCUGAUCCGCGCGCCGGACCUGUUCGCGCCGGGGUAUGAUGUGUUGGACAUCCAGGCCAAGCCCGGGGCGCACUGGAAUAGGGAGUUGCGGACUAUGCGGCUGGCUGGGCUGGCGCGCAGAAAGGGGAGACCGUUGAGCGGGCUGCUGCUCUACCAGCUGGCGGUGGUGCCUUUUUUUAACAGGCACAUGAAGUGCGGGUUUGUCGUGCGGGUCCUGGUAGAUGCUGGGUCAAGGAACUGUUUUGUUGAUUUGCUGCAGCAGCGGCAGCGGCAGGCUGAGGGCGGGCAGGGCCAGGAUCGCCCGGGUGAGGAUGGGUUUGGGUCGGCGUUGGUGGAGGAGGCGAAGCGCGUUUGGGAGAAUCCAGGCAGCGUUGAGGUUAGCAUGCCGGGGCUGGAGGGGGAUCCGUCAGCGAGAGGGACUGUGACUGUUGAUGUCGUCAAUCCGGUGGUGUAUGAGAGUAAGCAGGAGGCCGCGGCGGGGACGCCGGGAGUUGAAGAGGAUAAGGGGUUGGCGGUCGGGCCUGGGGACGAGAUCAAGCUCUCCUCAAGCGUUACCUUCAUUGAAAAGUGGGAGAGAGACUACCAGAGAGAGGUGGAAGGGAAGGUGGCGCGCAAGUAUAAGGGCGUUAUUGAGCUGAGCCUGUCAUCUAGGCUAUGGCUUGCGCCGACCAUGAACAAUGGAGAGGAGCUGGAUCAGCUGUCGUAAGUGUCCCGAGAGUUGGGCUCCCGUUGGUAUUGUGCAGCAUAUAUAGAUCAAUGACAC
This is a messenger RNA of Canariomyces notabilis, 2088 nucleotides long. RefSeq names its product HET-domain-containing protein. The coding region runs from base 1 to 2031 and encodes 676 amino acids. The transcript has 2 exons. The record is from RefSeq and is a predicted model, not a curated record. Lineage: Eukaryota; Fungi; Ascomycota; Sordariomycetes; Sordariales; Chaetomiaceae.